GCAAGUUGCGCAUUACAUCAAUGGUGGCUCGACGUCGACGACUUUAUCCUAACUUUAAACCUCACCCGACAUUGUCACGAAUUUUAGUUCUUAUUAUACGACCGAGGGCAUCGAGGGACUUAGUAUACUUAACAUAAAGCCUACCUAACACUGCUCUUAAUAAGCUUCCUCCCAAUUCGGCCAUAAAUUAAGAACCGUUGAUAGCUACGGUCUAUAUACUACAUACUAGCUCACUCAAUACGUCUUGAGGAUCUUUUUAAUCCGUCGAAUCUCAAUUGUGCUUCUUAAGGGAGAUCAUAUACGUCCACGAUGGCGGCCAACAUACCCCAGAAACUAAAACAGGCGGGCAUCACGCCCUUCAUCGUGCGCGCUACGCAACUCGAAGCCGCGAAACCUGUUAUAGCUUAUUGGUGCUUCUACUGGGCUGUAAAUCAGAUCCUUGGUAAAAACUUACACUCCGCCGACGAAGAAUGCCACCUUUUUACUACGAAUCUUAUGGAGAAACUCGAGAAUAUUAAGGAAGAUCAGGCAGGAAACGAUGCGAUCCAUGACGAUGUAGCUGGUCAAGCGUACGUAGAGCAGUUUGCGCAAGAGACCUUCGAGAGAGCGCUGCGACCGUUGAAAGCCAACAAAGUCACACAGCAGACGGCGAGCACAUUCGAGGCCGCAGCGACGUUCUUCCAAUUAAUUAACAUCUGGGCAACGCCCGACCCCGAGACGCAAGAGAAGGUCAAGUACGCAAAGUGGAAUGCCGCCCGCAUACUGAAGGCUGUCAAAGAGGGAAGAGAUCCCAACGAGUCAAAUCCGAAACAGGAAGAGGUUCAGCAUGAAGAGGUGCCGCCGGCACUAGACCCGAACGACCCAGAAGUGCAGAUGCUUGGAGGUACACAUCCCAAACCAGUGAGCAUAGAGGACGAGCCCGACGAAGAUGGUAGACCACAUCCAACAUCGACCGGAUCUUAUCAAACCUUCCCUGCGCCUGUAUCUGCGCCGACUUCACCUCCAGCUCCAUCAGCAUUAGGGCCCGAGCAAGUGUCUCCUAUAGCGCCUCCCGGUCCGCCUACGUCAGACCCAGGAAACUAUUUCGCCAGUGCCCCAGAUGACUUAAAUCUACCAUCCACAACGAAUAUGCCCCUUCCAGGCUCGAGUACCUUCAAUCCUCCAGGAGCUCCCCCCGUAAUACCCAGUCCUAGUUCUCACGAUCCAGCCGGAUUACCUCCUGCUCCCUUUUCGCCACCAGACGCGGCCUCAACGCCCCAAGACUUCUAUCGCCAUACACCUAGACCGCCACAGAGACAGGUCCCUCCCCAGGCACCCCCAGCUAGACGGAAUUACUUUUCACAGCCUUCACAGCCGGUAGCCCCGGCGCAGCACUACGGCGGUAACAGUGGGUCCUCGAAUGCGCUGAAUACUGACGACAUGGCGAUCGUGCAAGCACAGAAGCACGCCAAGUGGGCAAUUUCAGCGCUGAAUUUCGAGGACGUGCCAACGGCAGUGAGAGAGCUGCAGGCGGCGCUGGCUACAUUAGGAGCGCGAUAGUUAUAGCAUGAAAUUUUAUGAUGCGAUUGAUACCUCAGUACUUACAUGGUUGAAGUGUUUCCAGUGGAGACUAAUGGAGAAUUGAUAAAAUUAUGUUAUCAUGCUAUGUGUUAUGUCGGCUUAUGCCAACGUUAUUAGAUAUAUACAUGAGUCCUACUUAAGACUGGCGUCAUUGUCUAAGAAUAAGUAAUUGACUAAGAGCAUAAUAGUAGCGGUGUUGGAGCGUAUUUACGGGGAGGUAUUUAGAUCAAGAUAAAGGCCUCUUACGUUCACUUUGUCUUGAUCGAUUAAAUCCUAUAUCCGAAAAAUAAAUAAAAAAAUAAAAAA
Daldinia loculata is the source of this 1866-nucleotide messenger RNA. RefSeq names its product DUF605-domain-containing protein. The transcript has 4 exons. The record is from RefSeq and is a predicted model, not a curated record. Gene Ontology annotation, biological process: late endosome to vacuole transport via multivesicular body sorting pathway. NCBI's taxonomy places the organism in Eukaryota, Fungi, Ascomycota, Sordariomycetes, Xylariales, Hypoxylaceae. Gene Ontology annotation, cellular component: multivesicular body. The coding region runs from base 310 to 1539 and encodes 409 amino acids.